This is a messenger RNA of Colletotrichum siamense, 1839 nucleotides long. It is a transcript of the gene Tnks, whose product is annotated as Tankyrase-1. Lineage: Eukaryota; Fungi; Ascomycota; Sordariomycetes; Glomerellales; Glomerellaceae. Bases 1 to 1839 code for a protein of 612 amino acids. The transcript has a single exon. Gene Ontology annotation, molecular function: protein binding. The record is from RefSeq and is a predicted model, not a curated record.
AUGUCACUUGCAAAGCUCCAAAACCUGCCUGUCGAGGUGCUCUUACUACUUGUCGAGCAUGCCACCAGCGACGGCGAUAGCGACGACGACAGCGACAGAGACGACAGCGACAGAGACGACAGCGACAAUGAAAAAGCCAGAAAUCGCCAACAUCUCUUCGGAAGCCUGUGCCGAGUCAACCGUCGCUUUCACAGCAUCUUUGAGCCUCUCCUGUACCGAGCCGCGAUUGCAACCGAGAACAAUGUCAUCACCACUCUGGCCGCCCGAGAUGGCAGGCUGGACACCUUGAAGAAAGCCGUCGAGUAUGGAGCCGACCUGAACAGUGUUACCUGGGUUCCAAUUCCCAACUGGUCCCCCCCUGGUGAUCUUGACAGGGACUUGCGAGGUACGGAAGAAUGCCCAAGGGACACAAGCUGGGGCAUUUGCUGGGCAACACCCCUGCACAUGGCUGUUUGCGAAGGCCGCUACGACGUUGUCAAAUACCUCUUUUCUAUUGGAGUCGAUGUUGACGUUCCGGGCAAGCUUCUCUGCGGCUGCAUGUCCAUGGGCGAAAUUGUGGCCGGCUUGGAUUCAAAUUGGUCCCCAGAACUAUGGGAUGGAGUGGUCAUUGCAUCAGGAGUUUGGACCCCGCUUCACUAUGCCAUCUGCCGCAGAAAAUCCGACGUUGCUCGCUUUCUCAUCUCUCAAGGAGCAUCGUUGGAUACCACGCGCUACCCUGACCGCGACGAGAUUCCAAGGGACAACGGGAUCGCUUCGCUCUUUGGUCUUGAUCUAUCCAAGCCCAAGAAAUCAGCAUCAAUCCGCAACCGCCUCGAUACACUCAUCUGCAGUGUCGGAACAUCAGGACCAAUGUUCGACGAUCAUGAAGAAGUGGUCGGUGGUGAUGGCUACGGCGGGAGGAAACCCCUCGCAGACAGCGUCGCAGCUAUUCACACGGCCGCAGUCAUCAACGACCAAUCAAUGAUUCGUCACCUCGCUGUCGACUGUGGUUUCGACAUCAACGCGAAGGAUGGUGGCGGCGCUACCGCUCUCCACUACAGUCUGACAGCGAAUGAUAUCGAGACUGUGCGUUGCGUGCUAUGUCUUGGUGCAGACCCCAACAUUGACCUUGAUAUCGACUGCCAUCCUGCGGUCAGCAGUGCCGCAGCUUGGCUUGUGUCCUACUAUGGCUUCUUAGUGUUGACCACACAGCAAGAUUUACCACCUUCUUGGGUUUUUGAGCGCGCUGGCAACCGGGGCACUAGAGCCAGAUUCAUCUCUCAAGCCCUCGGAGCGCUUCUUGACCACGGCGUCUCCUGCUGGGUGGGAGACAACGCAGGCAAUCCCAAGUGCCUAGCACUAUACCAAGCUCAGGUUGACAGUUAUUGGGUCCUCCGCAGCCGAAAACAUGUCUAUGACGGCUGCUUCAAGAGAUUCCUAGAGGGUGCAAUGAUGGAGUACGACCCCGCGGUAUGCUGUGAUCUGAAAUCAUCGGUUAUGAAACUCUUCUUUUAUAUCUUGAUUUGGGAAGACUUUGACAACACCGUCGAACUGUUCAGCACAAUCGUCAAUGUGGCAGGUUCGAUCGACUUCUCAGCCACCAUAGAUGAUAGCAUACCAGACGAAUAUCGCCUAAUUGGAGAUGAGCACAUGUCCCUUGUGGCAUUUUGCUUCCUGGCGCUUGAACGGGACCACGGGAGCCCCAAACACAUGAGGCGCAGAAGGUUGGCGUCAACUCUCGCAAAGUGUGAGUGGCUGAGGACGCAAAGCGCUAUCACAACACCGGAGAUGCUGGAAUACCUCGAUGCCUUGACCGGGGAGACGUGUCGCCGGACGAUGCGUAAGAAAAGAUUUUUGUAG